GCGGCGCUCCCGGAGCCGCCCCGCCGGGGCAGCCCCUCCCCGCGGGCGGUCUUUCCCUUUCGCUCCUUCGGUCGCUGCCUCUCGCUCUCCCGGUGCGGGCGGGCGCGGCGGGGACGGCGGCGCAGGGCUGUGUCUCUGUGUCCCCCAUGGCGCUGGCGGCCGCCCGAGCGCGGGCUCUGCGCGCCCUCCGCCUCCCGCGCCCCCCGGGCCGUGUCCCGGUGCCGGCCCGCAGCCCCGCCAGCCCCGCGGGGGCUCCCGGGGCGCUGCCGCCCGGCGGGUACCGGGCCUGGCGGGAGCGGGCGGCCCGCGACCCCGCCGGGUUCUGGGCGGACGUGGCGCGGGGGUGGCUGCGCUGGGACAGUCCCUUCCACACGGCCUGCCGGCCCGGCGAGACCGCUGGUUCCGCCCGCUGGUUCCUCGGCGGCCGCCUGAACGUCUCGGUAAAUUGCUUGGAUCAGCAUGUCGAAAAGUCUCCAAACAGAGUGGCUCUGAUUUGGGAGAGAGAUGAACCUGGCACUGCAGUGCAUGUCACAUACAGGGAACUUCAGGAUCUGACUUGCCGCCUUGCCAACACCCUGAAGAAAUAUGGGAUCCAGAAGGGGGACAGGGUGGCCAUCUAUAUGUCUGUGUCCCCCUUGUCAGUGGCAGCCAUGCUGGCUUGUGCCAGGAUCGGGGCUGUUCACACUGUGGUCUUCGCUGGAUUCAGCGCUGAGUCCUUGGCUGGGAGAAUCAUGGACUCUGGAUGCAAAGCAGUUAUCACAUACAACCAGGGAGUCAGGGGAGGCCGAACCAUAGAGCUGAAGGCAACUGUGGAUGAAGCUGUGAAGAACUGUCCAAGCAUCAAACAUGUGUUUGUGGCUCAGAGGACAGAUAACAAAGUCCACAUGGGUGACCGUGAUAUUCCCCUUGAAGAGGAGAUGACCAAGGCAGAUUCUGUCUGCAUUCCAGAGAGCAUGGACAGUGAAGAUGUGCUCUUCAUGCUGUACACCUCAGGCAGCACUGGGAAACCCAAAGGAAUUGUUCACACCCAGGCUGGAUACCUGCUGUAUGCUGCUCUCACACACAAGUAUGUGUUUGACUACCAGCAAGGAGAUGUUUUUGGCUGUGUGGCCGACAUUGGCUGGAUCACAGGACACAGCUAUGUUGUCUAUGGACCACUCUGCAAUGGAGCCACCUCUGUCCUGUUUGAAAGCACUCCAGUGUACCCUGACCCAGGUCGUUACUGGGAAGUGGUGCAAAGGUUGAAAAUUAAUCAGUUCUACGGAGCACCUACAGCGAUACGCCUGCUGCUGAAUUAUGGAGAGGAGUGGGUGAAGAAAUAUGACAGAUCUUCCUUGAAGGUUUUGGGUUCAGUGGGAGAGCCCAUCAACAAGGAAGCUUGGCAGUGGUUCUACCAGGUGGUGGGAGAAGGGCGCUGUACCCUUGUGGACACGUGGUGGCAGACAGAAACUGGUGGCAUCUGCAUUGCCCCACGGCCCUCAGAGGAGAAAGCUGAGAUCGUUCCAGCUAUGGCUAUGAGACCUUUCUUUGGGAUUGUGCCUGUGCUCAUGGAUGAGAAUGGAGAGGUUAUAGAGGGCAAUGAUGUGUCUGGUGCACUCUGCAUUGCCCAGCCAUGGCCUGGCAUGGCAAGAACAAUCCAUGGGGAUCACCAGCGCUUCGUUGAUGCCUAUUUCAAAGCCUACCCAGGUUACUACUUCACAGGGGAUGGUGCUUACAGGAGCCACGAAGGCUAUUACCAGAUCACAGGGCGCAUGGAUGAUGUCAUUAACAUAAGUGGGCACAGGCUGGGGACGGCAGAAAUUGAAGAUGCAAUGGCUGAUCACCCUGAGGUCCCUGAGACAGCUGUGGUUGGGUAUCCACAUAAGAUCAAAGGAGAAGGUGCCUUUGCUUUCAUAGUGCUAAGGGAGCAGACAGCUCAUGCAGACCGUAUCAAAGAAGAACUCAAAACCAUAGUGGCUUCCAAGAUAGCAAAGUAUGCUGUGCCUGACCACAUCCUGGUGGUAAAGCGCCUCCCUAAAACCCGAUCAGGGAAGAUCAUGAGAAGGCUGCUGAGGAAAGUAGUCACUGAACAGUCAAGCAACAUGGGAGAUGUCACCACACUUGAUGAUCCAAGUGUUGUCAAGGAGAUACUGGAUGCUUACCAGAAAUACAAGGAGAAGAAUUCCUCGUAACAGGCGGCUCUGGAAUUUCUCUCGUUCGGAAAUGUGGAAGGUCUCAAAUAACCAGGCAAACAACAUAGUUCUCUCCUGGUGUUUUUUAAAAAAAUACUGUUUCCUUGUAGGGGAACAAGAUUUUCCACUCCACAACAUUUUUGAGAUGGCACAGGGCUAGAAGCAGUCAGCAGUUUUCCACCAUCAGUGAACUCCUUUUCCUUGCGCUCAGGGCUGUUGUAGGGCAGCUGCUGGUGGUUUCCAUGAGCUAUGCUGAAAUUUAACAUGGGCUAAAGCAAGAUGCAGAUGCUCUUUUUAAUGUUCCUCUUUUUAAUGUUACUGUACAGGGAAAUGUUUUUUACACAAUACUUCUUGCUGUUUUAAAAGAAGCCCUGGAAACCACUUCUUCAAUGUUUUCCUUCAGCUUGGGUGUCUGAGUCUAAGCAGCUGUAUUUCACUGCAGCUGUGGUGCCUUUCCAGCAAUUCUGGCUGUUCUGGUAGGUGAUUCAUAUGCAUUGAUAGGGACAUGAGAAGGACAUGGCUACUCUGAUAAUUCUUCCCUGACUUUACCCAUUAUUCUAAUAUCUCCUUUGGCUUUCCUCAUAUGGAUUUGUUCCUACCACCAUGUGUCCUGGGGCUUCCCAGAGGUGGUGAGCCUGUGACCC
Passer montanus (Eurasian tree sparrow) is the source of this 2815-nucleotide messenger RNA. It is a transcript of the gene ACSS1, whose product is annotated as acyl-CoA synthetase short chain family member 1. The transcript has 14 exons. Bases 147 to 2171 code for a protein of 674 amino acids. The record is from RefSeq and is a predicted model, not a curated record. NCBI's taxonomy places the organism in Eukaryota, Metazoa, Chordata, Aves, Passeriformes, Passeridae. Gene Ontology annotation, cellular component: mitochondrion. Gene Ontology annotation, molecular function: AMP binding; acetyl-CoA synthetase activity.